AUGAGAGGGACCGAGGACUGGCUCCACAUCGGAUCCCGUGUGAAGGACAGGUACCCGGACUUCGGUCCCAAUCACCAGUGGAAGAAUGGCUUCGAUGCGAUCGUCCGUUAUUAUAAUGCUAGCCUCCCAGCCACCAACGUCAAGCUCAGCAGCCCAGUGUGCCGGAUCCUGUGGGACGAGAAGGACGACCGGGUCCUUGUGGUGACGAGGAAGGGCGACUCCUACCUCGCCGCCCACGCCGUCGUCACCUUCUCCUUCGGCCACCUGAAGGAGAGACACACCAAGAUCUUCGAGCCGCCGCUGCCAAAGUCCUUUACUAAAUAUCUAGGAUACGCUGACUUGGGCAUCGCCGACAAGGUCCAGCUCGGUUGGGAGACCCCGUGGUGGGGCGACAAACCUCUCAGCCUCGACAUCAUCUGGACCUCCAGGGACAUUCCUCAGGACAGGCUGUGGCUCUACGACAUCGUGAACAUAGAGAGCCCACACCGAGCGCCCAACGUCCUACAGGUGUUCCUCGUGGGAAAAGACGCCGUCACGAUGGAAAACCUGCCCGAAGAGACGGUUCUAGAACACAUGAUGUACUUCCUCAGGAGAAUCACGCGCACAGAGGUCCCAAAACCCAUUUUCUUCCACAGAACAACGUGGUACAACAACCCAUGGACGCGCGGAGCCUACGAGACCUACAUCACCUUCUGGGGCGAGCAACAGGGCAUGGAGAGUCACGACCUGCUGGCCAUCCCGAUCGCCAAUUCCAACGGCGCUGAGGUGCUGGCGUGGGCGGGCGAGCACACCCACAACGCGCGCUUCGGGACGACCGACGGCGCCAUAGCCACGGGCGAGCGGGAAGGCUACAGGAUUCUCGACUUGCUCGAAGCGAAGAAGCUCUAAGAGCGAAGAUUUUCCCCAUUUCUCUUUCUUUCGUUAUGUGGUGUGCCUUCUUUAUUUCUCUCUACAGCAAAGCAUCGAUUUUUUUCUGAUGCCUGUGACGACCGCCAUGGAAUAUAUUUCUUGCCUUUCAUCGUUUGCUUCUUAUUCCAAGAUCUUGCCAUUCUUGGUCUAUGAGGAAGGAUGAAGGAGUUAGGCGAGAUAGUCCAGACAUCUGUCUCUGUAUCUUCCAUCUCUGUCUCUUUCUUCUUUAUGAGAAAGGGAGAUAAAACGAAAGGGGAACUGAAAAGAACAACAAAAAUAAGUGCUGCCAUUUUGUAGGUAAAUAAAACAUUUGUCCUGCAAGCAAAGAAGCAAAAUUGUCUAAUUUAGAGACGAU
Penaeus vannamei (Pacific white shrimp) is the source of this 1264-nucleotide messenger RNA. RefSeq names its product peroxisomal N(1)-acetyl-spermine/spermidine oxidase. Gene Ontology annotation, molecular function: polyamine oxidase activity. The record is from RefSeq and is a predicted model, not a curated record. NCBI's taxonomy places the organism in Eukaryota, Metazoa, Arthropoda, Malacostraca, Decapoda, Penaeidae.